Molecule: messenger RNA, 552 nt
Organism: Solanum stenotomum
Lineage: Eukaryota; Viridiplantae; Streptophyta; Magnoliopsida; Solanales; Solanaceae
Product: pentatricopeptide repeat-containing protein At5g66520-like
Exons: 2
Coding region: 1-552 (183 amino acids)
Biological process (GO): RNA modification
Molecular function (GO): zinc ion binding; protein binding; RNA binding
Source: RefSeq, a predicted model, not a curated record
AUGGGCCUGGUAGAUGAGGGCCGCUCCUACGUUGAUGCUAUGACCAGAUAUUACAAUGUUGAACCUAAUAUCAAGAACUAUGUACGCAUGGUUGAUCUACUUGCACGUUCAGGGUUGCUCAAAGGAGCUGAGAAACUUAUUGACAGUAUGCCUAUAGCUCCUGAUGUUGCCACUUGGGGUGCUCUUCUUGGAGCUUGCAGAAAACAUGGUAAUAGUGAAAUGGGGGAAAGGGUUGGAAGGAAGCUCCUUGAACUUCAGCCAGAUCAUGAUGGAUUUCAUCCUCCAGGCACAGAUGAGGUUUUACUUGAUAUUGAUAAGGAAGAAGAAGAAAGUACCCUGUUUAGACAUAGCGAAAAGCUUGCAAUCGCCUAUGGGCUCAUUUCUAUGGCUCCUUCUCCUCCUAUAAGAAUAAUCAAGAACUUAAAAAUAUAUAGUGAUUGUCAUGCAGCUGCAAAACUACUAACAAAAGCUUUUAAUCGCGAAAUUGUGGUGAGGGAUCAACAUCAGUUUCAUCAUUUUAAGGAUGGCUCUUGUUCCUGCAUGGAGUUUUAG